Molecule: messenger RNA, 1675 nt
Organism: Nicotiana tabacum (common tobacco)
Lineage: Eukaryota; Viridiplantae; Streptophyta; Magnoliopsida; Solanales; Solanaceae
Source: RefSeq, a predicted model, not a curated record
AGUUGCUAAAAUCAGUUGCAGUAUACUGACAAAAUCUUCAGCAAGAAAAGGUAUCUUCAUUAUCAUUCUUUGUCGUCUCGAGAGGAAAAUGUAGUAUUAUAUUGGCAACAAGUGGUGAAAAAUGCACAUAUACCAUAAUAAAUCAUCUAAACUUUGAACGCUCCUCCUUCUCUCUUCUUUCUCUCUCUAGCUGCGAUGAAUAGUAGCGACGCAACAGUUGACCGGCAAUAACUCCAUAUUCCGGUAGUGAAAAUUCACCAAAUUGGUCUCAAAAGAAGCGUCUUCUCAUUGCGCACAAUCCCCAAUCGUUUUCAUCCUCAAAUCCAUAGCCAUCUACUACAGAUUUGAAGAUAAACGUAGUAGGUACUGUAGCGCAAAAGCUUCAGUUCUCGUUUUCUCUUUACCGACAACAAUGGGCAGUUAAGCAGCUAUGAACGUGCAUCUAUCUCCCACACAUUUAGCUGUGGGCGAACCACCUCCAGCAGCUGUAAAGAGUGACCAAACUAAUAACAUACAACAUAAUUGUUGAAUCAAAAAUUGCUACAACACCUCCAGCAGCUGCUCAAUUGUCCCAACAAAAGGCAGCUGCUACUUUGAAUCAAAAAUUGUUGAAACCAAUUGAAAUUAUUCAUGGCGUCCCAACAAUCAAGUUUUCAAUGGAGGAAAGGAUGGAAUUCGCAAAAGAAGAAGGUUUACACCAACUAAUAGCAUUAAGAAAUGUACUGCCGAAACUGUUCGGAAUCAAAGAACCAUCUUUGAUUGGUCAACUCGCACCUCGACAAUUGCUUAUCAUGGUGGAUCAACAUGAAGACUUCGUUAAUUCACUUGUGAGGUCAGUUAACUACUUCAAAUACAAUGGUAAGGAGCAUCAAAUCCGAAUAUUUCCAUGGUCCCUUGAUUUUAAGGUAAAUGAAGAAACGACGAAAGCAGUGGUCUGGAUUUCAUUGCCUAAUCUGCCAACGGAACUUUUUGCAAUGAAGGCUUUAUUGUCAAUAGCUUCAGUUGUUGGAAAGCCUAUAGCCAUAGACAAAGCUACCCAGACUAAGUCGCGUCCUAGUGCUGCAAGAGUUAAAGUGAUUCUUGAUUUAAUGGACAAAUUACAUGAUAAGUUGUUUUUGCAAUUUGUGGAUAAACAAACGGGCAAGAUUGUUGAAUUCUUUCAAGAUUUUGUUUAUGAUAACUUACCAUUGUAUUGUAACUGUUGCAAACAUCAAGGACAUGAUGAAAAAACAUGUCACAGAUUAAAUAAAAAUACAACAAGGAACGUGCAAUGUCAUGAAGAAACUGUUGAUAUUGAUCGUAUAAUGCCUGCUGAAGUUUUGGCUUUGGCUGAGGAGAUGAGUAAGGUGGAAAAAUUACAAGGGGAUGCCAGGGAUUAUUUAAUUGCUAAGUCGCAGCAAAAAACUAAUGCAUCACUUCAUGCCGAUAUUCCAGUUGAUCGAUCUCUAGCUAGAGUUUCCAAUGCAGUGAAUUUGGUUAGGGAAACAAUGCUGAUGAAGGAGACUGGUCAGGUUGUUAGUGCUGGGCAGUUGGAGGUAGUUGCUGCACAAAAAUCUGAUGCUCAGGGUGUGCAAAAUGCAAAAGCUGGAGAUUGGUCUGUGGUGCAUCGAUCACAUCCAUCUCCAAACAAAGCUACAGCUGAUCUUGUUUAGAAUAAUGCAGCAGUAGCAGGGGU